Suillus paluster is the source of this 1643-nucleotide messenger RNA. RefSeq lists its product as uncharacterized. Gene Ontology annotation, biological process: endoplasmic reticulum to Golgi vesicle-mediated transport; endocytosis; intra-Golgi vesicle-mediated transport. Gene Ontology annotation, cellular component: Golgi apparatus. The transcript has 6 exons. The record is from RefSeq and is a predicted model, not a curated record. Gene Ontology annotation, molecular function: GTPase activator activity. NCBI's taxonomy places the organism in Eukaryota, Fungi, Basidiomycota, Agaricomycetes, Boletales, Suillaceae. Bases 67 to 1368 code for a protein of 433 amino acids.
GAACGUGUCGUUAAACUAGUAGGUGUCAAGGUCGACACCAGCAACUUUUCUCUUCUCACUGCAGUAAUGUCUUCGGGAAUUUCUAAAAUCGCAAUCGAGCGAAACCAGCGUACUUUGCUGGAGUUAGUAAUGCAACCAGGAAAUGACGUUUGCGCUGAUUGUAAGUCGCGAACCCCGCGAUGGGCUUCUUACAGUUUAGGCAUCUUCAUAUGUGUCAACUGCGCCAGCAUUCAUCGCAAGCUUGGUACCCACAUCACGAAAGUAAAGAGCAUCACUUUGGACGCAUGGACCAAGGAACAGGUUGAAGUCAUGAAACAAAACGGAAAUAUUAAAUCAAACACCCUUUACAACCCUGACGAAGCUCGCCACCCCCCACCCACCAACAUGAUGGAAGCAGAACGAGAUAGCGAGAUCGAGAAGUUCAUCCGAGCCAAAUACGAAUUUAAAUGGUUCCUAAACUGCAAACCUUCCCAAUCCAUUCCCGCUGCUCGUCUAUCUUCCAACACUGUGAUUGUACGGCCAAGGUCAACCCCUGCAACCGACCCUGCAUUAAUUAAACGCAAGGCCUCUCUUACACCUCCACCAGUUCCUGCCAAAAAUGUCUCUCGUGGAGGCACUGGAGCAUUUAAUUUACUUUCCCGUGCAUUGCCUUUGGGAUCUACGCCCGCGCAACCAACGAGAUCCGUCUCCCAGCCGUUGCCUACACCCGGCUCCUCUGCUCCGAUCCUGAAGCCUGCAGGGAACCAGGUUUGGGAUGACUUAAUCUCACUGCAAAGCACCUCGCAGUCGUAUUCUCUUCCAUUGCAAUAUCAAUCACAGAACUCUGGUUUCUCGCAGCCGCCGGCGCCGCCUUCCCAGUCCCAUGCUAUGCCCCUCGCCCAGACAAAUUUCGAUGCUUCUUCCAAUCCGUUCUCGGCUCUGCAGGGUUCCUACAUGAUGCCCUCGUCAAUGCCAUCGAUGAGGAGCCCCACCUCAGUUACACCCAUGCAUAUCGUAGCUGCUAGUCCUACCACAAUCACAGGUCCACAGACUUCUUUCCAACAGCAAUUUUCGGGCUAUCCAUCUUCUAAUACUAUCAACUCGUUUCCUCCACAGAUGAGCACCGACAUGUUGGGCGGGGCACCCGCUGCGGCACCCCUGCCUCAGCAGAAUUAUUUCCCUCAAUCAUUCGGGCAACCCCCUCAGCCAGUGGUUGGUCAUAUGCGAGACCCCGGCUUGACGUAUGCCCAACCGCAAUCACAAGUAUUUCAACAACAGUACUCGCCACAGCCACCAUUUGCGGCUACGCCACCAUUUGUAGCACAGCAGCAGCAGUUUGCGAAUAACGCGGCUUAUGGAGGGUGGCAGGGUGUGCAUGGCCAUUUCUAAUGGGUGGCUAAACAGCGGACUCCCAAACAGCGGACUCGAGACGUUACUUUUCGAACUUUCAAUAUCCCUACACCCUUGCGAUAUAGAUGUAUUUAGUUGCAUUUUCAUACUCCUUCGAAGCGUGCCUUGACCCAAAGUUUCGUGGCCUAGCCCGACAAUCAUGGGUUAGGUAUGUUUCCGAAAUGUUCUUUGUACAAUCCGAUUCAAAGUCUAGCGCAUGUGACAUAAUAUACUGCAGCUAAUUGUUAGGUUCAAUGAUGAUAAUAUUCUUCCUG